AUCAGAGCGUCUGUCUGUCUGUCUCUCUCUCUCUCUUCUCUCUCCGCUCUCUCUCUCUCUCUCUUUCUCUCACACAGCGCAAUGGCGGAAGAUUUCGAAUUCGGCGAAGGCACUUUCGUCUCCUCCGGUUUGAAAGGAAGAAGCUCAGAGCCUUCUUUUGAGGCAGUUGAAGCCACUGAACCAACACCUGAAGAACAAGAACGCUCCGACGAUUUCCCUCGCUCCGACAGUACUGUUUCUUUUCCGAAACAGGAGGUGAAGGCUUGGCCGGAACGUCCCCAUUUCGGCUCCGAGUCCGCCAGUGUUGUUCAAGAAAAGCAAGAAGCUAAAGAAGAAAAAGUGGUUGCUCCCACCGACGUUGUUGCAAAGAUGAAGUGCGACGUGGGAGAUGGCAUGGUUGGCCAGUCGGUUUCGCCGCCGGUGAACGAGAAAGGGAAGGGGUUGGAGAAUUACGAGGUGGAUUUCUCGGGAAAUCAGGGAUUUGGUGAAAUGGAGAAGAGUUCUCUUGAAGAAGUUCUGAUAUCCCCCGUUGUUGAAGACUGGAACACUGGUUUGGCGACUUCUUGUGUUCCAUUCGAUAAGAAUGAUUCUCGAUGUUUCUUGAGAAGCAAUUCGGAGCAGCGUUUGAAUGAGACUUUCGUAGAAUCGAUCCUCCAUGAUGCUGUUAAGACUGGGGAGGAACCCCAUAAUUUUUGUACUGAUGAAAAGCAAAGUGUUUUUGAGGGAUUGCACAAGAUGGCAGAGAAUGAUAAAGGAAAUGAUGGAGCUGGGAAUUGUUCUCUGAAAAUUGAAGUAAUUGAUGAAACGGCUGUGAUUGAGACAAAUUCUGCUCCUAAUUUUGGAAGCAGCGAAGGAAAUGUUGGGUUUGCUAAACAUUCUGAGGGGAUUGACCACAAGAGUAUUAUGAAAGAAGAAACACAUGCAAGGAAAGAGAAACGACCUCGAAGAAGGGGAAAGGGUGUAAAAAAUAUAUCAGAAUCAGAUCCAAUGAAACAGAUUCCAAAUCACACGGUUGAAUUUCUUAUCAGCUGCAAAAAGAAAAGCAAUGGGAGCAAGAGGACUUACUCAAGGGAGGAGCUAGUGGCAAUGAGAUCUGUAAAUUUAGAAGAACAGCGGAAAAAAUGGAUUGAGGUAUAUUCUGGGCUUGAGCCAACUGUGGCAAGGGAAUAUGACGGCCUGGUUGGUCGUAAUCGUCAAAAACACAUCCAGGUUAACUUUGAUCCAAGGAAACAAUUGCCAAAGAAGGAAAAAGCCCUUGGGCUCCUUGGUGAAGAUUCUUUUCAAGCCAUUGAUAAUAAAACUGAGAACAUGAAUACCUUUGAUCCAGCUUGUGGUCUAUGCAUUAGUGGUGAAGAUGACCAUACAAUUGAAGAGGGAGAUUGCAAUGAGGAAGAUGACAGUGAGGACGAUUACAGUAGCAUCCAGAGACCUGCUUUUUUGGUUACUGGAGAACCCAAUUUUGAUUCUGGUCCUGCACAAGAUGGGCUGGAAUAUCUUAGGCGCGUGAGAUGGGAAGCAGCUCAAAUUCCGAAGGUGAAGGUUGCCAAGCUGGACAGAAGAAAGUUGAAUAAAGACCAGACAGUUUAUAUGCCUAAGAUACCUGAAAUUGCAAAGUGCCCGGAGCACUUGUUGCUGCCAAAGCUAUGGGAGGAUGCAUUCAUUAAUGAUUUCCGAGAGUUAAGGCUGGCCAUUUCACAUCUGGAGGGUUGUAGUUCUAAAAUUGAUGCUGAAUUGCAGUAUUCAUCUACUCUCCACCAAGAAGAAAGCUCUGAUCAGCUUCUUGAAAGUAUCGAAGAUGAAAAUUUUGAUAACCCAACCAGAGAUGAAGUUGAGUUCAACGAGCCUUUAGUGAUGGCUGAGAAAUCUAGUGACCCAAAAUCUAUCUCGACAGUUGGUGAAGAUAAUGCCUUCCUGCCUAUCGAAAAUUCCAAUGCCUGGUCUAUUUCCAGCGGAAAUACUGGUGACAGCCCUACCUUGUGUGCAAUUCUCAGUAUGGAUUCAGUAACGCGACUGUCAACGCUGAGGAAACGGAUAAGCUUGGUAGAAAACAAGAGCAGACUGGCAAGGAGUGAUUGUGAAUGGCUAUUUGCGCUAUGUGCCGCAGUUGAUACUCCUCUAGACGCAGACACUGGUGCGGCCCUUAGGGGCUUGCUCAGGAAGUGUGCAGGCCUGCGAGCUGAAAAAUCUGAACUGGAUGAUGAAGUUAUCAUGCUUAAUAUUCUAGCAACAAUUACUGGUAAAUACUUUGGGCAGUCAGAGGAUUAACGGAAUCAUGCAACCGAUUGGCUACCGUCUGCAGGUUAUAUAUUUCAAUCCAGUUUGGUCUUUUUUUGGAAUUUUGGGUGGUCUAAUGUUUUGACAGGUGCAUAAAUGGCUGUGGCUACGUUCUCCACGUGGGUAAUCAUCCUAUAUCAUGGAUUGCAAACGCUGUUUACUUCGUGUAGUUAAGAACGCUGCAACUUAGAAUCCCUUUUGGGAUAUUUAAUCUCUAUUGGCAUGACAUGUAGCUGGUAGUUGCUCGCCGUUUAUUUAAAUAUGAAUGUGUCAGGUGCUCUAAUGCAAGCAAACCCAUUACUUCAUAUUUAUGUCUAAUGCAAGCAAACCCAUUACUUCA
Diospyros lotus (date-plum) is the source of this 2614-nucleotide messenger RNA. RefSeq lists its product as uncharacterized. Lineage: Eukaryota; Viridiplantae; Streptophyta; Magnoliopsida; Ericales; Ebenaceae. Gene Ontology annotation, cellular component: nucleus; SMN complex. The coding region runs from base 82 to 2265 and encodes 727 amino acids. The transcript is spliced from 4 exons. The record is from RefSeq and is a predicted model, not a curated record. Gene Ontology annotation, biological process: spliceosomal snRNP assembly.